Messenger RNA from Aspergillus aculeatus ATCC 16872, 2367 nucleotides. RefSeq names its product putative sucrose transporter. The record is from RefSeq and is a predicted model, not a curated record. The transcript has 4 exons. NCBI's taxonomy places the organism in Eukaryota, Fungi, Ascomycota, Eurotiomycetes, Eurotiales, Aspergillaceae. Gene Ontology annotation, cellular component: membrane. Gene Ontology annotation, molecular function: sucrose:proton symporter activity. The coding region runs from base 366 to 2222 and encodes 618 amino acids.
CAUUUUAACUCCGUCUCACUAAAGAUUCUGGUUCUGCCCAUCCAACCCGCGUUGCCUCUAUAGCCUCCGCCCGGCCUCGUUUAGAGCUACGCUUGCUUGAGCUCUGAGCAAGGAAAUUAUCUAGACGCAGUGACUUGACUUUGACUUUCUCCCCUCGGCUGCUUCGACGCGCUCGGCUGUAUACCUCUGACAGGUACUGUCUUCCCACUUCGUGCAUACGAAGCCAGUCGCCUCUUACCUCAACGGUCGAUACCCUGGUCAUCUUGAGAAGAUCACUCAGAAGACUGGAUCAGAGCCUAAGCACAUCAGCUCAGAGUGGCCUCUGCUGGUCUAUUUGAGGGAACCCUUUUCAGAACACGAUUUCAAUGCCGGAAGCACAUUAUCGGUUUGCCAAUGAAACGUCCCCUUUGGUGGGAGCAGCUGACAGUAAUGAAGUGACUUCAAUGACGCACUCCGGAGAAUCAAGUGCAAUCAAUGGGUCGGGAGAUACUCCCGAUCUCUCGGAGACCAAGAGCAGCUGGUAUCUGUUCUUGUUGACCUUGAGUAUUGGCGGUCUUCAGGUCGUAUGGUCUACUGAGCUAUCCAAUGGAUCGCCCUAUCUUUUGUCUCUUGGAAUGAGCAAAGCUCUACUUGCUUUCGUUUGGAUUGCCGGUCCUUUGACAGGAACCCUCGUUCAACCCUACAUCGGCAUCUGCAGUGAUAACUGUCGCAUAUCAUGGGGGAAGCGAAAGCCGUUCAUGGUGGUCGGCGGUGCAGCGAGCGUUGUCUCCCUCCUUGCCUUAGCCUGGGUCCGAGAGCUUACAGAAGGCCUCCUUGGAGUAUUCGAUGUUGCACCGGGGUCCGAUACGUCUCAGGCAGUGGUUAUUGUGCUAGCCACUAUCCUGAUGUAUUGUUUGGACUUUUCUGUAAAUACUGUCCAAGCAGGUAUCAGGUGUUUCAUUGUUGAUAAUGCGCCCUCACACCAGCAGGAAUCAGCAAAUGCGUGGGCCAGCCGCAUGACUGGUCUGGGCAACAUCCUUGGAUAUAUUUUUGGAUACGUGGAUUUGCCCAAGUACUUCCCAUUAUUGGGCAACACGCAGUUUAAAGUGCUGUGCGCUUUAGCAUCACUAUCACUUAUCUGUACAUUGUUGGUCAGUUGCUCAUACAUCAAAGAACGAGAUCCACGACUGGAAGGACCUCCAUCCGGGGGCAACCCUGGCUUGAUCGCUUUCUUCAAGCAGGUCUUCAAGUCGAUCCGAUUUCUACCGCCAGAGAUAGCGAAGGUCUGCGAGGUCCAGCUGGCUGCUUGGGUCGGCUGGUUUCCUUUCCUGUUUUACUCGACCACAUACAUUGGACAGCUUUUUGUCAAUCCAAUCUUCGAAGCACACCCGGGGUUGUCGGAGCAUGACAUCAACAAAGCAUGGGAAGAAGCCACCCGCAUUGGGACAUUUGCACUUCUUGUUUACGCCAUUAUCUCCUUUGUGGCUAAUCUGACCCUGCCGAUUCUUGUUGUGCCUACAUACAAGCCGAUCGUUGCCACCGAGUCUGAAGUUUCAGAUGAUCAAUUGGAGGAGGAGCCUUUCCUCGGCGAUCGGAGGCGAUCCUCCUCAAUAGGAACGGCGAUGGAAGCAUCUACCGGUAUCUCUCCUGAACCCAAAGGUGGAUUCGCAGGAGGGGCUGGGUGGCUCUCCAAAUUACAGAUUCCAGGCCUUACCCUCCGCCGCGCUUGGCUGAUGUCGCAUGUCAAUUUUGCCAUCUGCAUGUUUAGUACGUUCUUCAUAUCGUCAUACCAAGCCGCUACCGUGGUCGUUGGGCUUGUUGGAAUCUCAUGGGCGUUGACGCUUUGGGCGCCCUUUGCCCUAAUCUCGGCGGAGGUAUCGCGCAUUGACACGGAGCGCCGGCUUCGACGCCAGCGGGCUGACGGUACGGUACCUGACACAAGCGUCUCCGCCAAUCCGGCUACGGUUAGGGAAGACCUAGAACACGGGCACAAUGUGACCACUGAUAAAGAAGAAGAGGAUGAGAACCUGGCGCAGGCGGGCAUUAUCCUGGGGCUUCACAACGUUGCCGUGUCAGCGCCUCAGAUCCUCUCGAGUCUGAUCUCCAGUGCCAUCUUCAAGGCUUUCCAGAAACCUCGCGGGGAGCCGUGGGACGAUAGUGUCGGAUGGGUGCUGAGAUUUGGAGGUUGCGCGACGCUAGUUGCGGCAUGGUUGGCUCACAGACUCGCUGAGGGAACUCGGUGAGUGUAUGCCUUAUAGUAGGAGCAAAUGCCGCCUCACCGGAUGCUGAAGAGACUGACGGAAGACUAUCUCAGAUGAGAGUAGAGUGUAAUUAGUCAGGUAUGUAAGUAGUUGGCCCUAGCUAGUCAGAGAACAUCAAGAACAAUUU